AUGUCAGCACCAGGACAACACGACGUCCGAUUAUUCGAAGGGGCACACUACGUUUCUAUUGCCGAAAGCUCAAUCCGCCUCGAGACGAUUCAGCCGGCUGGGUUCCGUGGCUGGAGAGAUAUAAUUGCCCCCGGUGCAUUCCACAAUUCAGGCGAACGCUUUGACCCGCCCAGAUGCCACCCCCGCACCCGCAGAGCAAUCCUCGAGAAGAUCAUGUUGUGGGUGCGGGGAAAUAUCGACACCGAAGCCUUCAUCUUUUGGUUGAAUGGAUAUGUGGGUGUUGGGAAGUCAGCUAUUGCGCAGUCGAUUGCAGAGAUGUGCGAGGAACAGGGCCUGCUGCUCGCCAGCUUCUUCUUCAGCCGCUCUGAUCCCACACGAAACAACGCAAAGUUCCUUGCCACGACAUUAGCAUACCAGAUCGGAUUGACCGUCCCGCAUGCUCGCCGCCAUAUCGAACAUGCAUUCGAGCACGACCCUGUUCUCCACACCAGAUCAUUGGAAACGCAAGUGCUGAAGCUCAUUGUCGAACCCCUCCAACAGGCAUCCGUAGUCCAGAUCAACAUCGCACCGCUCAUUGUCGUUGACGGCCUCGACGAAUGCGCUGGCACAUCUAUGCAGUACAGAAUUCUCGAGACUAUCAAUAGAGCGGGUAGCUCCUUGAAGGCGUAUGGAUAUCGAUUCAUUUUCCUCGUCGGGAGCCGUCCCACUCAGGAGAUUUCCCUGAAGUUCGACUCAGCUCCCAUGCGAGACAUCACUACCUACCACGCCCUCGGUACAUAUGGGGAUUCGGACGACGACAUCCGCCAUUUCCUUGAGGACGGUUUUGAGGAGAUCAAGAAGACACACCCCCUCAAAGACUCCAUUUCAUCAUUGUGGCCAAGCUCGGAUGAUGUCAACAAGCUCGUGCACAGGGCAUCUGGGCAGUUCCUCUACGCUCACAUUGUAAUUGACUAUAGUCGCAAUAUCCGACGUCGUCCAAUCGAUCGUCUCAACGAAAUCUCCGCGUUGCACGCAGAGCAAGCCAAUAACCCAUUCGCAGACCUCGAUGACCUUUAUAUUCAACUUUUUUCAUCUCUAGAAGACGUAGAUUCCGUCUUGAAGGUCCUGAGCUUCAAGCUUGCCAGUACCUAUUUCGACACCAUGAUCAGUCAGAUUGUGCGUGAUGUGCUUGCUCUCAGUUUUGACGAUAUCAGAUUAAUUUUCGGCGACCUUUCAUCUGUCGUCGAAGUCGUACGGAAGCCAGAAAAUGGCCCCAAUAUCUGGGAAAUGAACUUCCGGCACGCCUCUGUGGGGGACUUCUUGACGAAUCAGCAUCGCUCAAAGCAAUACUUCGUGAAUGUGGAGCCGAGCAUUGCCCAAUGGGUGUCUUGGAUCUUACGGAACGAUUUGGUGAACCAUGUAUUCAUUUUGGAAGGCCUCAGUCGCUCUUUUGAGAAACUGGGAUCAUGCAAAUCUCAAGUGCUCCACGAUGCGUUGCGAGAUUGUCAACUUGGCCUCCUGCUCUCCAAACCUUCUCUGCAACAAACCUUCCCUCUCGGCAACACCGUUUAUGGCUUGGUUACUCAAAUACAGAUGAUGGCAUUUGAGGAUGCUCAAGGAUUGUAUGAAUCCCAACUACAAGUCUUUGAAUAUCAGGCCCGCUUUGUCCUGGAGCAAUUCUAUUCUCAAUCGGCCUACAUUCCGUUAUUACUGAGCAGUUUUACAACUGUGGCGUUCAGAAGUACUGACUCGGCACUGUCUUAUAUGCUUGGAAAGGGACGGAAAGAGGUAGAGCCUGACCCUUUCUAUCUCCGCCGGCGUAUUCCAAGGUUCCAGGAAUGGUUUUCUUUUCUUUCUGCCUUGGCCCACAAUCCAAGAAAAUCUGUGCAAAAUGCUGUGAAUGGCACAAAGUUUGCGGAUGCAGCAUUUACAUUAAUUCGCCAUUUGUGCCGCCCAGUUCCCCUGAAAAAUGUCUUCGACACCUUUGCCCAACUGACGAAACCUCUGAAGAAUCAUCCCUGGAAAUUCCGCAGGAUUCAGCACUCUCGUUUCAGGAUGGUAUCUGGCAAAUGGUUCAAAUGGUGUUUCUGUGACAGCUGUGGGAAGGCCCAUACGCCAGAAACAUGGUGCUGGCGAGGUCCUGAGUUCGCUACAACCCUCGCGUAUCGUGCGUCUCCCCGAUCCCCCUUGAUCAUCCUUCACUCUUCGUCCGAACUGCUCGCUUAUCACCUCGCCUUGACCUUCCUCCCUGAAAUGCUCGCCGAAGCACCCCGAUCUGCUGAGCUUAUCGAGUGCUGCAUGGAGUGUGUAUUUCAUCCAGCAUCCAUCCUCUUCCCUCGCAAGUCCAGGAUUGUACGAAUGGCGAUGUCGGAGUACCUCGAACGCAUGGAGGCCGAGGAACGAGAGUGGUGGCUUGACUGA
Messenger RNA from Cyclocybe aegerita, 2400 nucleotides. Lineage: Eukaryota; Fungi; Basidiomycota; Agaricomycetes; Agaricales; Hemipholiotaceae. The record is from the annotation of a GenBank genome assembly.